Messenger RNA from Kuraishia capsulata CBS 1993, 1173 nucleotides. RefSeq lists its product as uncharacterized. The record is from RefSeq and is a predicted model, not a curated record. NCBI's taxonomy places the organism in Eukaryota, Fungi, Ascomycota, Pichiomycetes, Pichiales, Pichiaceae. The transcript has a single exon. Gene Ontology annotation, biological process: lipoate biosynthetic process. Gene Ontology annotation, cellular component: mitochondrion. Gene Ontology annotation, molecular function: 4 iron, 4 sulfur cluster binding; lipoate synthase activity. Bases 1 to 1173 code for a protein of 390 amino acids.
AUGUUUGGAAUUCUGAGAGUGUCAGGAAUAGGGCUGCGCGUUACCCCGUUGGUCUCAUCACGUGGACUGGCAGCCACUGCCGUGGUUUCGCCCGGACCCGUCCGCAGGCGGAGGAAGACCACCCAUUUCACAGACGAGCUAAAUAAAGGGCCCAGUUUUGACGAUUUUGUGAGCGGAAAGGCGGCAGAUAUGUCUGUUGAUCCACUUGAGGCAGCUCGGCAAGAUCCGAAUGCUCGUUUGCCCGCCUGGCUAAAGGUGCCGAUUCCCAAGGGAAAGUCCUUUCAUGCUUUGAAAGAAGAUGUUCGUGAGCUCAAACUGGCAACCGUUUGUGAGGAAGCAAAGUGCCCAAAUAUUGGUGAGUGCUGGGGAGGAAAGAAAUCAGAGGCAACAGCAACCAUUAUGCUGUUGGGAGACACAUGUACCAGAGGAUGCCGUUUUUGCUCAGUGAAGACCUCGAGAACACCAGCAGCUCCAGACCCAAUGGAGCCUGAAAAUACCGCAGAAGCUAUUUCUAGAUGGGGUCUGGGUUAUGUGGUUCUUACAACCGUUGAUAGGGAUGAUUUGGCUGAUGGUGGAUCUCACCAUUUGUCGGCAACGGUUGAAAAGAUCAAGCAGAAGGCUCCUCGCAUCCUAGUCGAAUGUCUCAGUGGAGACUUCAGAGGAGACCUGGAGAUGGUGAAGGUUCUGGCUUCCUCUCCACUGGACGUUUAUGCUCACAACAUGGAGACUGUUGAAGAUUUGACUCCCCAUGUCAGAGACCGUCGUGCUAUGUACCGCCAAUCGUUAGCAGUUCUACAGACGGCCAAGGAGACCAACCCAGCGCUGGUGACGAAGACAUCGCUCAUGCUCGGAUUGGGUGAAACUGACGAGCAGGUUUUGCAGACUUUGAAGGAUUUGCGUGCGAUACAGUGUGAUGUGGUGACGUUUGGACAGUAUAUGAGACCUACCAAACGGCAUAUGAAGGUGGUGGAAUACGUGAAGCCCGAGAAGUUUGAGUACUGGAAGGAUGUGGCAUUGGAUCUGGGGUUCUUGUACUGUGCCAGUGGACCUUUGGUACGUUCGAGUUACAAGGCUGGAGAGGCUUUCAUUGAGAACGUGAUCAAAAAGAGGCGGAGAAACGUUGGUGUUCCCAAAGAGGUGGAGAUGAAGGAGGACAUGUUGAUGAACCAAUAA